GGAGGGGGAGGAGGAGGAGCUGAAGCGGGGAGAGCGGCAGCCGGCAGCUCGGCCGGAGUUGCAGCAGCGGCGGCGGCGCUGACACCGCGGCCUCCCCAAGCCCCGAGUCCAGGCGGGGGCAGCAGCAGGGAGCGCCCGGCCGCCCAGGCACCGCACCUCGGCCCCGCCAAACCGCCUUCGCCGCGCCGGGGGGUGGGUGGGGGGGGACCGCCAGCCAUGGCCACGCCGCCGGAUCCCCAAGACGAGCUGCUGCCGCUGGCAGGCUCCGGGUCCCAGUGGUUCGGGGACCGGGGGGAGGGGGAGAACGAAGCAGUGACGCCGACAGGGGCCAAGCCGGCGCUGCAGGCGGGGGAGCCCGGUCGGGCGUUGGGCUCCGGGGCCGGGGAAGCGGCGCCGCGGGAACUGGACUCGGGCCCCGCCCGGCCGCCGCCAGUUGCCAUGGAAACUGCAUCCACAGGUACGGCAGAUGUCUCCAGUGCCAUGGAUCAUACCUUUUCAACAGCAUUAAAAGAUGGGGAAGGAUCGUGUUACACGUCUCUGAUUUCCAACAUCUGUUACCCACCUCGGGAGGAUUCUACAUAUUUCACGGGAAUUCUUCAGAAGGAAAAUGGCCAGGUCACCACUUCCGAUAGCCCUGAGGAGUUGAGUACCCCUGGGCCCUCCUUACCAGAUGUGCCUGGGAUGGAGCCUCGUGGCUUAUUUAGUUCUGAUUCGGGAAUUGAGAUGACUCCGGCAGAGUCCACUGAAGUGAACAAGAUCUUAGCAGACCCCCUGGACCAGAUGAAAGCAGAAGCCUAUAAAUACAUUGACAUAACCAGGCCGGAGGAGGUGAAAUAUCAGGAGCAAUGUCACCCCACGUUGGAAGAGAAAGGCUUGGACUUUAAGAAUAAGGACACUGAUAUCUCAACAAAAUCUGAAGAGGCCCGUGAACCAGAGAAACCAGUUCCUGUGGAGGGAAAAAUCCUCAAGGACCAUUUAUUUGAAGAAUCAACAUUUGCACCCUACAUAGAUGAUCUCUCUGAAGAACAGCACAGUGCUCCUCUGAUCACUGCCCCUGUCAAAAUCACGCUGACUGAAAUCGAGCCUUCUGUUGAAACCGUGACCCAAGAGGAGACCCCCGAGAAGCAAGAUAUCUGCCUGAAACCAAGUCCUGACACAGUCCCCACGGUCACCGUCUCAGAGCCUGAAGAUGACAGCCCGGAGUCCGUCACGCCCCCGUCUUCCGGGACAGAACCAUCUGCUGCAGAAUCCCAGGGGAAAUGCAGCAUCUCCGAGGAUGAACUGAUCACUGCCAUUAAAGAAGCAAAGGGGUUAUCCUAUGAAACAACGGAGAGCCCGCGGCCGGCGGGCCAGGUGGCCAAUAGGCCCGAGGCCAAGGCCAGGUCCGGGCUGCCGACCAUCCCCAGCCCCCUGGACCACGAGGCCAGCAGCGCGGAGUCGGGCGACUCAGAGAUCGAGCUGGUGUCCGAGGACCCACUGGCCGCUGAGGACGCGCUGCCCUCGGGCUACGUGACCUUCGGCCAUGUGGGCGGCCCGCCGCCGUCACCGGCCUCGCCGUCCAUCCAGUACAGCAUCCUGAGGGAGGAACGCGAGGCCGAGCUGGACAGCGAGCUCAUCAUCGAGUCGUGCGACGCGUCCUCCGCCUCGGAGGAGAGCCCCAAGCGGGAGCAGGACUCGCCCCCGAUGAAGCCAGGCGCCCUGGACGCCAUCCGGGAGGAGCCGGGCGCCCGGGCUGAGGAGGGCGCAGCCAGCCCCCAGGGCCUGGCCGACCCCAGCCCCUUCCUCAAGUUCCCCGCGGCCGCCCCCUACACCGGCCCCGAGCUGCCCUCAGGGGACGGAGCCCCGGCGUCUCCCGAGGGGCCCACCGCUCAGGGGACACCUGCCGAAGCCGCGAGUUCCAGCCGAAGCCCGGCGGCCACGCACAGCCCCGAGCCGCGUGGUCCUGGCGUCGCCCCUCCUCCGCUGUUCCUCAGUAAGCAACAAGCUAUUGACCUGCUGUACUGGCGGGACAUCAAGCAGACCGGGAUCGUGUUUGGGAGCUUUCUGCUGUUGCUCUUCUCCCUGACCCAGUUCAGCGUCGUGAGCGUCGUGGCCUACCUGGCCCUUGCCGCGCUCUCCGCCACCAUCAGUUUCCGCAUCUACAAGUCUGUCUUACAAGCUGUGCAGAAAACCGACGAGGGCCACCCUUUCAAGACCUACUUGGAGCUCGAGAUCACCCUUUCUCAGGAGCAGAUCCAGAAGUACACAGACUGCCUGCAAUUCUAUGUGAACAACACGCUUAAAGAACUGAGGAGGCUCUUCCUUGUCCAGGACCUGGUGGAUUCCCUAAAAUUUGCAGUUCUGAUGUGGCUCCUGACUUACGUUGGCGCUCUCUUCAACGGGCUCACCCUGCUGCUCAUGGCUGUGGUUUCAAUGUUUACUCUACCUGUAGUGUAUGUUAAGCACCAGGCACAGAUUGACCAAUAUCUGGGACUUGUGAGGACUCACAUAAAUGCUGUUGUGGCAAAGAUUCAGGCUAAAAUCCCAGGCGCUAAAAGGCAUGCUGAGUAAAUCGAUAUCCCCCCGGGGACUGGACACGAACCAGAAUGUCUGGAGUGGUAACAGCUCUGUUCUUACAUGUUACUGCAAAUUGAUUGUUUCUCCCCCCACUACCAUCAUCUUAGAGACAAACUUUCAACAGCUGUUUUCAGGCUGUUGCUAGAAAACAGCUGUACUCUUAGGAUAUUUGAGUCACUUGUGUCAAGCACUAAAGUAUAGAGAAAAGUGUAUUAGAUGUGGUUUUAAUUUUGUGUUGCUAAAAAAAAAAAAAGUGCAUGAUGGUGAGAGCCCAACUUAUUUUUUCUUCUUCGGUGUUCUCUUCCUCCUCUCUGCAAUGCUUUUGUAGCUUCUAAUGUCCCCCGUGGCUAGGCCUUUCCUGCCAAGUGCCCCGAUGCAGUAGUGGAAACCGCUUACAUGUCCUUGGGUUGCUGGUUGGAUUCAUCUUUAAUAACAAUAUAUAGAAUUGUAGACUGAUGUUUUAGUGUUUUUCCAACACACAACAUAAAAACAGUCGACCGUACUUCUGGUAAUCAGUUUUGUAUAACUUAAAAUAAUUAAAUAAAUGAAUAACCCCUCCCCCCGCCCCAAAAAAACCAUGCAGUACUUUUGUUGUGUGGGACUGACAGGCUGAUUUACAUGUAUGGUAAAAAGUACCAGCAUGUUAACUUUAUUACAAUUUGUAUUACUUUCUCUGUAGUUCCUGAUGGACCUAAUUAUGGACUCUGGAUAUUUGCACUUAUGUACUUGAUACUGAAUGCAUAAAUAAAUGUUACUAAAUGUAAAA
Molecule: messenger RNA, 3322 nt
Organism: Odobenus rosmarus divergens (Pacific walrus)
Lineage: Eukaryota; Metazoa; Chordata; Mammalia; Carnivora; Odobenidae
Gene: RTN1
Product: reticulon 1
Exons: 9
Coding region: 217-2550 (777 amino acids)
Biological process (GO): endoplasmic reticulum tubular network formation; neuron differentiation; brain development
Cellular component (GO): postsynaptic density; neuron projection
Source: RefSeq, a predicted model, not a curated record